AUGGCAGUUCGAAUCGUGGAAGUUGGCCCUCGAGAUGGUCUCCAAAAUAUCCGAGAUACAAUCCCGACUUCAACCAAGUUGGAGUUGAUACAGCGGCUGCAUCAGACUGGUCUACAGACCAUUGAGCUGACGUCUGUAGUCUCACCCAAGGCGAUCCCGCAACUCGCGGAUUGUCGUGAGGUCCUCGGUAACCCAGAUAUCAAAGCGCUCUUGGAGAAUCCACAACUGCGACUUCCUGUGCUUGUCCCUAAUGUGAAAGGACUCGAAAUUGCCAAGCAGCUGGGGGUGCGAGAGAUUGCCGUCUUCAUCAGUGCCACGGAGGGCUUUAGUAAAGCCAACAUCAACUGUACGGUUGAGCAAGGGAUUGAAAGAAGUACUCAACUUGCAUCCUUGGCGAUCGCAUCCGACAUCCUGGUCAGAGGAUACGUUUCGUGCAUCUUUGCAGACCCCUUUGAUGGUCCGACUCCAUUACCAGCUGUCCUGCGCUGCGUGAGGUCCCUCCUAGACGCCGGCUGCUAUGAAGUCAGCCUAGGCGACACCUUGGGAAUCGGCUCCCCUGCCAACGUGCGCGAACUCCUCAACUAUUUAAUCACUAAUGGUAUUCCAGUGGAAAGGCUCGCCGGCCAUUUCCACGAUACCUACGGCCAAGCCGCCGCGAAUGCAUGGGAAGCCUUCAACAACGGCAUCACCGUAUUUGACAGCAGCGUCGGAGGUCUGGGCGGAUGUCCAUUCGCCCCAGGAGCAAAGGGUAACGUCGCUUCCGAAGAUCUGGUCUACAUGUUUCACAACGCGGGCAUAUCGACGGGCGUCGAUCUGUCCAAGCUAGUCGAGACAGGGAACUGGGUAUGCAAGAAGCUUGGGAAGAGCAACUCAAGUCGAGCCGGGACGGCAUUAAUGACAAAGUCGACCAAGCCCAAGACCCCUCGACUGAGUUGGAGUUUGUUCAACGAAACCGAUGGUCUGCAAUUAUAUCGGUCGGGUGUAAAUCUGAAGAUCGUUCUCAAUAGACCCAAGAACGGAAACACCCUGACCACGACCAUGAUUUCCGAUAUCACAACCGCUAUCUCAAACGCAUCUUCCAAUCCCCUGAUCUCGAGAAUCGUCAUCACAGCCAAUGGCAAAUUCUUCUGCACGGGUAUGGAUCUCGGGAAAGGAAGCACGGCCGUCGGGGGAGACUCAAGCGAGGCGCAAUUCACUCGACUGACGAAUCUCUUCGAGGCCAUCGAUCAAUGCCCGAAGGUGACGAUUGCAGCGGUGAAUGGACCUGCCUUCGGGGGAGGAGUCGGACUUGCGUUGGCGUGUGAUUUGCGAAUCUUCGCACAAGGCGCGAAUCUCACGCUGAGCGAAGUCAAGCUCGGACUUUGUGCGGCGACGAUCUCGAGGUAUGUGAUUCGGGAGCUGGGGGUGGCGUUUGCAAGGGAGGUCAUGCUCUCGGCUCGAGUGGUGACGCCGACGGAGUUGAAGCGCCUGGGUAUCAUUUUGGAAAUUGCGAGAGCUCAAGAGCUCCCGAGUAGAGUUGAUAGCUUUUUGAUUGAACUGAAAGCUGCUUCGUCGGAUGCCUCGCGCAUGUCGAAGGAGUUGGUGAGACUUGCUUGGACGGACGGGGGGAAAGAAGAGCAAGCAUCUGGGAUAAAGGGGCUGUUUGAGGAUAUGAUGCAGCCUGGCGCAGACGGCGCGUAUGGGGUAAGGGAGUUUCAGGCAAAGAGAAAGGUAGAUUGGGAUGCCUACGUUCAACGGAAGAUAAAACUGUGA
Molecule: messenger RNA, 1752 nt
Organism: Penicillium olsonii
Lineage: Eukaryota; Fungi; Ascomycota; Eurotiomycetes; Eurotiales; Aspergillaceae
Source: the annotation of a GenBank genome assembly